UGGAACUAAUUAACUUUACUGUUUUCUUUCGAAAACCCAGUCCGCCGACAUAUCAUUUUGGCGACAAGGAUGGGAUGCCACGAGUAUUCGCGCUAAAGUCUGUGAAGAAACGUGUCACUUUGCCCGGUACGUAAGCGCGACACGCCAGCCGAAAAAAGUUAACAUGGCGUCCUUCGGAAAUAUUGAACGUUUCAACGUUAACGAUUCGAAAAGCUGGGACUCUUACAAGGAACGCCUCGACUUUUACUUGACCGCUAACGACAUAACGGACGCGGGAAAGAAAAAGGCCGUAUUUCUGAGCAUCUGCGGACCGGCGACCUACGACAUAAUUCGAUCGCUCAUAGCACCAAUGAAGGUAACGGAAAAGACCUACGAGGAAAUAAUCACGUAAACGCACGCGAAAAGGUAAACAAAGACCCCUCGAAGCUGAAAACAAGCGUUUCCCGAGUUUCCAAAAGGUGUUUUCGCUGCGAAGAAAAGCACUCACCAGACUCGUGUGUUUACAAAAACGCAAAGUUGCAAAUUUUGCGGCAAAAUAGGACACGUAGAACAUGCAUGUUUCUCAAAGAAAAAACAUUCAAAACAAAAACCAAAAGUGAACCAACAAUCUAGUGAAAGCAAUUUCAAAAACGUGCCACAAAAUGAGCACAGUUCGGAAGACCAGGUGUACCAUUUUUCGCUUAACAAUGUGAAAUCGGACAGCAUCACUGGUAAAUAUCUGGUAGACGUCCUCCUGAAUAAGAAACCGAUAAGAAUGGAAAUCGAUUCGGGCGCUGGAUAUUCCAUAAUAUUCAAAUCAACCUUUCAAAAACUUUUCAUGGACAAUCCUCCAAAAGUGAAACCAUGUAACUUAAUUCUACUAGAUUACCAAAACCAGCUAAUUUCGACAAUUGGCGAGUGUUACGUGAACGUACAACGAGGACAAAAAAGUGCUACCCUUCCAGUUAUUGUUACUGAAGGCAACCGAGCAAGCCUGCUUGGAAGAAACUGGUUUGGAAGGCUAGGUUUAACUAUUAGAGGAAUAAAUCAGAUAAAUCAGACCUUGUCAAGGAAUACCUGGAAGUAUUGGAGUCAACUCUAGGGAAAUUCAAAGGGCCUCCCGUAAGUUUUUCCUCAUAUCCGAACAUCAAGCCUAUCGUUCUCAAAGUCCGAAAGAUACCGUUCGCUUUAAAGGACAAGAUUGAUCGUGAAUUGGAUAGACUUGUCGAUCAAGGUGUGCUGGAGCCAGUGACUCAUCCAAAACGGGCCACUCCCAUUGUUGUUGUCGCCCAGGACAAUGGUGACGGAAGUACCAUAAACUAGGCGUUGCGUACAGACCCCUAUCCAGUUCCGUCUGUUCAAAAUAUAUUAGCAGCUCUAGCAGGUGGUAAAAUAUUCGCAAAACUAGACAUGGCUCAAGCUUACCUGCAGUUGAGUGUAGAUCAAGAAGCUGCAGACGCACAGACCAUUAUCACACACAAAGGACCUUUUAGGAGCAAACGCUUACAAUUUGGUGUCUCCGUGGCACCCCAAAUUUUCCAACGUUUCAUGGACAUGAGACUCACCGGAAUCCCAGGAGUUCUUCCAUAUUACGACGACAUUCUCAUAGUUGGACAUUCCGAAACAGAUUUGGACCGUAAAGUGCGUGAAGUACUUACCCGUUUUCGAGAAGAUGGACUUAAUCUACGCCGUGAUAAAUGCAUUUUUCACACGAAAUCUAUAGAAUUUUUAGGUUUUAGUAUUAGUGCAGAGGGAAUUCGACCGACCAAAGAGAAGGUGAAAGCAAUUGUUAACGCGCCUGCGCCAACCAACAAAACGGAAUUGCAAGCUUUCCUCGGUUUGAUAAAUUUCUACCACGUUUUUCUUGAAGACAAAGCAACGAUUGCUAAUCCAUUGCAUGAUCUGCUACAUAAAGAGCCCAUACUAGGACAUUAAACAGCUCUUCCUUACUUGCGAUGCUAGUUCAUUUGGGGUUGGAUAUGUCUUCAGUCAACCUGACGACUCCGGUAGAGAGGUCCCAGUGGCGUACCACAGUCGCACAUUAUCCUCAACAGAAAGGAAUUUCUCACAACUGGACAAAGAAGCUCUCGCUAUCAUUGUAGGAGUUAAGAAGUUCCACGAUUACCUAUAUGGACGAAAAUUCUGCAUCCGAACGUAGGUUUUUUAGCCCGAGGAAGGGAAUCCCAGAAAUCCUUUCACUGAGAUUGUUAAGAUGGACUCUGAUGCUCACAGAGUAUGACUACAAUUUACACCAGGUUCCAGGCUGAAGAAUUGGCAACGCCGACGCGCUUAGUCGUUUACCCCAGAAAUUAAACACUCCAGAACCACCCAACGCACCCGAUGUCUUGAUGUUUGAGAACAUCCCGGAAAGAGUGGUCGCCAGUGAAACAGCCAAGGAUCCAAUUCUAUCCAAAGUUUUACAAUGGGUAUGGAAAGGUUGGCCGAUGGAAAGAUCUAAAUUCCCUGACGAAUUUCAGCCUUUCUUUCAACCACAGAACGAAAUAAGUUGUUACCAAAAUUGUUUGCUUUGGGGAACCAGGGUCAUAACACCUCCAGGAGGGAGGAAAAGUGUGAUCGAUCUUCUUCAUUCUGGACACCCAGGCAUGGUAAAAAUGAAGGCUUUUGCUCGCUCAUACGUUUGGUGGCCAAACCUUGACUGUGACAUUGAAAAUAAAAUCAAAACUUGCUCCGAGUGCCAGGAAGCACGAAAUAUGCCUAGAAAAGCUCCUGUACAUGCAUGGGAAUGGUCUCGUGCACCCUGGACACGACUUCACGUGGACUUUGCAGGCCCCAUGAAUGGUAAAUCAUUUUUAAUUGUAAUUGAUUCAUUCUCUAAAUGGCUGGAAGUUCGUUUGGUUCCGAACACGUCAAGUGCAGCGACUAUCAAAGUCAUGAGGGAAAAUGGUACAGCUUUUACAUCCGAAGAAUUUCAACAAUUCCUCAAAACGAACCAGAUUCGUCAAGUUUUGGUCGCUCCCUACCAUCCAAGCAGUAAUGGACAAGCAGAACGUAUGGUGCAAAAUGUAAAAAAUGCACUCAAGAAGAUGGGGAACGAGAACGUCCAGUUAGCUUUGUCAAGAUACCUACUAACUCAGCACAUUACACCCCACAGCGUAACAGGUCGAUCUCCAGCAGAUGUCUUGAUGGGACGAAAGUUAGCGACGCUUUUAGACCCUAUGCAACCAGAUUUCACCAAAGAAAUGUCAGCCAAGCAAGAAGACAAAUACUCUUCUAAUGAAACCCCUCGAUCUUUCCAAGAGAAUGAUCCGGUGUUUGUAAGGUCUUACGCUCCCGGUCAAAGGUGGUUACCGUCACCGGUAAUAGAAUCAACGGGACCGCUCAGCUACAAGGUGAAAACUCCCGAUGGUAAAAUCACACGCAGACAUACCGAUCAAAUUCGUCCGCGUACACUCACCGAAGAGACCGUACCUGUCUCGGACGGUCAGAACUACGACGUUUCGCGAUUCGCGGAAUCCUCAGAGAUUCUUCCAAGGGUCGUUAUCCCUUCACCGUCUGCUGAUGGGCCCUCUUUAGAAGAGAACACGCCAGAGCAGGUUUCAGGGACUCCAGUUACUCCCCGGCCGGCCAGAACAAGGCGCCUUUUGGAGGAUUACACAACCUAGAGGAAAAUCCAGGAGGGAGGAGUGUGGUGCAUUUGGCCACACCCCGGGCCGACCAAAAAAGGAAGACUCGGCCGAUGUGUCCAAGAGGCAACAACGUUUUCACGCGCGGUACCG
Molecule: messenger RNA, 3716 nt
Organism: Cylas formicarius (sweet potato weevil)
Lineage: Eukaryota; Metazoa; Arthropoda; Insecta; Coleoptera; Brentidae
Exons: 2
Coding region: 2328-3602 (424 amino acids)
Biological process (GO): DNA integration
Molecular function (GO): nucleic acid binding
Source: RefSeq, a predicted model, not a curated record